Molecule: messenger RNA, 2907 nt
Organism: Durusdinium trenchii
Lineage: Eukaryota; Dinophyceae; Suessiales; Symbiodiniaceae
Source: the annotation of a GenBank genome assembly
AUGGAUAAUGCAGCUUUUCAGCAGUGCAGGUAUGCGAAAGCCACCGCGGGACGCUUGCUGCAUCCGGUCGCCAGUGCUGCAGCCGUAAGCCGUGGCGACCACCACAGAGACACCUUCCAUGAGGCGUGCGCGUCAGAGGAGAUUUUGGAGAUCUUCGGGGCGAAGCUGGGUGAUUGGCUUUUGAUCCUCCCAGCGCUGGCCUUGGACUCGCCCUGCUGGGUCAAACUGGUGGACAGCAAGGAGGUGGUGGCGCUCACCCCGCCACCAUGGCAGAGAAAGGAGCUGCCUUUAAUUCACCUCCCUGCUGGUUUGUUGGAGCUCCUGGGUGCGACUGUGGGCCGCAGCGAGAUCUCCUUGGCCUGGCAGGAGGGCCUCCGGCCCCCGGAGGGGCGCCGCUUGCUGUUAUCCUCGGUCGCCACGUCCAGCUCGUCCAGCUCAUCCUAUCGGGAGGCCGCGCUAAAGAGCUUCUUCCACGUGCCCCGGACCUUGCGGCUGGGGGAGGUCUUCUCAGUGCCGCUGCAUGGCUUGUCCGAGCCGCUGCGGGCGAUCGAAGUAGCCCAGAACCCCAUGGAGAGCCGAGUCUUUCCAGACUUUGAAGCGAUGGAGGAGGAGGAGGUCUACCAGAUAGCUCCACAUUUAGGUUUUCAUGAAGGUUCGGCCGUGGACCCCCUUCACGGCUUCGCUUUCUGCCAGCUGUUCAGCUUUAAGGUGGAGAUGGUGGAGGGUGCCAGCGAAAGUCGGCAUGGCAACCAAAGCUUCCAGAUCAACCAAAGUGCUGAGAUCAUUCUGAAGGGCAGUUGCAAUGCACGGGGCGUCCCUUACAUCAGCAGCCACCUCUUCUGUGAAUCUCCUCCGCCCAUCUUGCCAUCACUGCGGCAGCCGAUGGAACGUUUGCUUGGAAUCUUGGCUCCAGUGGUUCGGUCCUGGCAGCUCCACGGUUGCCAGGAGGCAGCGCCAUCGGUGCUCUCGAUCGGGCCCAGAGGCUGUGGAAAGCGAAUCUUGUGGCACUCAGUCUGUGAACGUUUGGGCCUCCAUUUGCUGGAGGUGAACUGCUCUGAAUUGGCUGGUGGUGCUGGUGCAGAAGCACGAGUACAGGAGCUUACUCAAGAUGCUUCAAAGCUGUCUCCUUGUGUGCUAUGCUUCCGCCGGCUCCAUGCCUUGUCGAAAGCCGGGCCCUCCACAUCACCCGCUGCGACGCUCCUGCAACACCGCCGCGUGGAAGAGUCCUUGAAUGCUGCGCUUCAAGCAGUGAGGAGCCGUUCGGCCCAUCCCUUGGUGUUGCUGGCGGGGUCCUGUGAGGAUUUGGAGGAGAUUGGCGGGCCCUUGAGACAGGUCUUCCGCCUUGAGAUGGAGUUGCCGCGGCCCAGUGAGGCCCAUCGCCUUGCCGUGAUCUCUCGCUUCUUCUCGGCCACAGGCCGAGACGGGCAUUCAAAGCGACACGUGAAGGACGUGAAGGACGUGCCCAAUGGAGAUGGUCACGAAGCACACAGCCUUGGCGAGACCAUGGCCAAGCUCACCGCUGGUCUAUCUUACAGUGAUGUGCGAUCGGUUUGCACCGAGGUCUUGAUGUCCUUUCCCUCAUGUGCCCUGGAGCUGCCAGCGCCGUCGGACCUCCAAGAUGCCAUCGAGCAGUCGGUGAAGCGCCUGCAGGGCGGCUCCAAGGUCGCGGUGACCCUGGCGUCCAAGGUCCAAUGGGCUGAUGUUGGCGGACUUCAAGAUGCCAAGGACGAGAUCAUCAACUGUAUCACGCUGCCUCUCUCCCAGGGAGACAUGUUUGCCGGGCAAAAGGUCCGCAGUGGAGUUCUCCUCUUUGGACCUCCGGGCACCGGGAAGACCUUAUUGGCGAAGGCGGUGGCCACCGAAUGCAAGGUUCACUUCUUGAGUGUGAAGGGACCCGAGCUCUUGUCGAUGUACAUCGGUGAAAGCGAGAAGAACGUGAGGUCGCUCUUCCAGAACGCCCGUGACCUGGCGCCCUGCGUCUUGUUCUUCGACGAGUUGGACUCCCUGGCGCCCGCGCGCGGCCGCGGCAGCGACUCGGGCGGCGUCAUGGACCGCGUGGUCUCGCAGCUGGUCACCGAGCUGGACACCAUGCCCGCCACGGUCUUCAUGGUGGGCGCCACGAACCGUCCGGACCUGUUGGACCGAUCCCUGCUGCGGCCGGGGCGCUUGGACCGGAUGGUCUACCUGGGCGUGGCCUCGGACAAGCGGCCCCUGCUGAAGGCGAUCUCCCGGAAGUUCGUCCUGGCGAGCGAGCGGGAAGGGUUGCUGGAGUGUGUGGCGGAGCAGUGCCCCACGAACUUGACAGGGGCCGAUGUCUCUGUGCUCUGUGCAGAUGCCUAUGCGAUCGCUCAAAGGGAGCACAUCGCGCAGCUGCACGAGUUGGCCGAGGGGCUGAAGGUGCAGAUCAGCAGCCUGCUGCUGUUUUUGGACGCUUGGGAGGUGCAUCUCUCAAGCUCUUCAGGGAAGACUCGGACCUUCCAGGGCCUAUGGACGGAGCAGAAGAUGUCAGCCCAGCUUGAGGUAGUGUUCCCAGCUUCCCGCGAUGCAUCGUCCAGUGCGAAGCCGAAGACCUCUGGCUUGGUGCUGUAUGGUAGCCAGCAGUGCGAGGCUUUUGUGCUGGCUCAUCAUACUGGCACUCUUGAUCGUAGUUUUCGUGACGUCAGUGCUGCGGUUGGGCUUCUCUUGAGCCAAGACUCUGCAGCAGACAUUGCGCAAAGAUGGCUUGCCACCUGUGAGGGUGUUGCGCUGAAGAUCAUGUCCUGCUUCAGCAUGUUGGAGGCGUUGCAAGUUCGUGUGGGCCAGAGGCAUUUCCAGGAAGCUCUCUCCAACCUCCAGCCUUCAGUGCCUAUGGAGGACUUGCAUCGCUAUGAGAAGUUACGGGGCGAAUACCAGAACACCAAAGCCUGA